CCUCCUAUUCAACAGUCCCUCGUCGCUACAUGGGAAGAAUGCUGGCCAUUACCGAGUCCCCACAGCACCUUUGAAAGAUACUACCCCCCGGCCAUGCUGAGGCGGGGAGAGUGGGUGUAUGGGGAACACAAGACGGAAAGAGUGAAGCUGGACAUGCGCGGAGAUUGCAAAAGCUCUCCCUCGUCUAGUCCCAAGAACAGACAGCCGCUGAAGCCACGUCGCAGGAAGGAGGAUCAGCCCGUCACUCUCCCCAUACACACGUGGACGAAACAUACACAUGGAUCCAAGCGCCACCUCUCCGCGGAUUCCUGCUACCGAGUUCGAGGCAGAGUGGUGGGUAAUGGCGGUGUGUGUGGCGGCUCUUGUGUGCGGCGCCCUCACCAGCACCAGAUUACUGCAUCACGGGACUUCAUCAUCGAGAGGCCACUUUCCUACCGCAGCCUCCCGCGUGUUGCUGUGCUCCCAGGCUUCCGCGGGCCUCCUGCAGGUGACAGUCUCUUCGCCGGUCCUCUUGCUGGCCCUUGCUGACUGCUAUAGAGGCAAGGUGUCUGCAUGGGCGUGUAGCGUGGGCUGGGUGGCCUGGGGGUGGGCUUGGGGCGUGCAGGUGUUGGGAGUGCUGGUCAUCAGCUACGAGAGAGUGAGGUGCAUGGGUAGACCAAUUCAAGGAAUGCUGGAACCCCGCACUGCUAUUGUUCUUGCAGGAGCGACGUGGCUGUGUGGCGGCGUGGUGGGCGUCACCAUGGGCAAGGGUCUGGAGUGCUCCCUGGUGCGCCGUGGCCAGCCGGGCUUGGCGUUAGGCGUGCUGGUCGGCGCUCUGCUCCCUCUCCUCCUGCUGGGAGUCUUAUGGUCUCAUGGCAUCAGAAAGCUGCGUCGCGCCUCCACCACUGUCCAGACAGGCACCCGGUCUUCUUUUUGCUUCACAGGCGACAACGCUUCCAGGUGGCGCCUGCCUCCUCCCCGACCCUCGCACAACCUUGAGGCUAUAAUGUUCACCGUGAGUCAGUGGGCAGCCCCACUUCUUGCUGGGUCUACCUCGUCUCUCCCGGCGAGCGGCAGCGCACCCAGCCCCACCCUGCACCCUGAAGCCCUAUUGGAGGGAUCCCGUUCCCCUUCCCCUGUGUACUCCCGCCGCAGCAGCAUGUUGGAGGAAGAUACCUUUACACAUGGAGGUGUAUACAUUGGCUCCCUUCAGUCUCACAUCAGGGCACACAGCGGGCUCUGCAGAGAUCAGAACGUGCGAAGCCAAGGCUGCCAGACUGGUGAGGAGGAAGUGAGUCCUCCGGUGGUGGAGUGGAGGGUGCUACCGCCUACACCCACACUGCAAGAGGCCUUGCCGUUCCCUGCACCUUCAGCAGAGAUGGCCGAUAUUGGGGUGCAGUGCUGUCCCGGGGUGGAAUCAAUCUCUCCUUCUCCCCGAGAUAGCAGAAUGGCACUGGCGGGAGAGACGGAUCGGUUAGUGGUUCAACAGGACUCCUCGCAGGUGGUAGCGGAGAGCGCGGCGCCUGCCUUCCUCCUCAGCCUGGUGCAGGCAUUCCUGGGCAUCCCGUUGCCUCUGAUAGGCCUCGCCCUGCAGCUGAUGGACACAGGGCCUGUAUGGGCGUGGCGCGUCACCCUUAUCGCCCUCACAUUCACCAGUCCCUCCCCUGCUCUCGCCCACUGCGCCUAUUUGUGGGCUGCUGCCUCCACAACCCCGUUGCCGAGUGAUAUAUAGAUUUGUACAAUGCUAUACAAAUGUUGCACUUACGUGAAUAACCCGAUAAAAUUUCGUGAAAACAUAUCGCUACUCUUCCUUCUUCUUCUUCUUCCUAUUAUUAUUAUAAUUAUUAUUAUUACUAUUAUUAUUAUUAUUAUUAUUAUUAUUAUUAUUAUUAUUAUUAUUAUUACCAUUAUUAUUGUCAUUAUUAUUAUUAUUGUGUGAACAUUGUGACGAAUCGUGGAAGGCAGUGAAGGAAACACGGGCUGGGAAACGAACACUUUUCCUGACUAGUUUCGCUCAUGGGUAGAGCUCUGCAAUGCGACGCGUCAUGGCCUGCGUGCCAGCCAGGGCCACCUCGUACUCCGGUACUCCCUCUCCCAGCGCCUCAACACAAUCCCAUGCCCCAAGGUCUGCUGUGGCUGUGCUGUUCUAUAAAGAAAAUAAUAAAGAUAAAAGUCAGUGGAAAAUAAUAAAAUACUCCGGCAGCGAGAGGUGCGUAUCACUACAAAUUAUAGCAUUGGAGGAAGGAAAUUAGGUAGCUUAUUUGAUAAUGAUUCUUGGAUAUUCUCCAACUUAGCAGGAUAUAUUUGCCUUUGUAAUCCUUGGAAAAUCUAAAAAGAUAAUGUGUGUGUGUGUGUGUGUGUGUGUGUGUGUGUGUGUGUGUGUGUGUGUGUGUGUGUGUGUGUGUGUGUGUGUGUGUGUGUGUGUGUGUGUGUGUUUUGUGGAUUUCAGUAUCAUUAUUAUUAGACGAUAUGAAAUAAAGGUGAACGUGAUAACCUUGAGAACUGUAAUUUCUUCUUUGCUCUUAAUCAUCCUCAUCCUCAUGACAGCUUGAGACACAUCAGUGAGAAUGGCGCCCUGGAAGUGGCGUAGCAGCUUGGCCUACAACUCCACACUCAUGUGGUCCUCUUCCAGUUCCACCUUAGCCUUGGUUGCCCCAAGCUCUUCUUUCACAGCCCUGAUGAAGUUAUCUUUCUUCCAGUCUGUGUAGAUUAUGUUGUUCUGGAAAAAGAAACGUUGAGGGGUCUUGAAAGACACUACUUUAUUUUUUUCUUAAUGACCAUAUGACAAAAAUUUUGCUAUUAUUAAAUUCAUAAGUAGUUUAUCAUGCAUAGGUACCAAUUUUCUGAAAUUCUGGUUUUAUAACUAUUCAACAGUAUAUCUUUUCGUGAAAAAGGACUUUUCAGCUUAUAAUUGUCAGAGUAAGAUUUUAAGAUAUCGGCCGUCAAGGUGUGUGUGUGUGUGUGUGUGUGUGUGUGUGUGUGUGUGUGCGGCCAGAACCCCUCGAGUUACAUCCCGUACCCACAUUAAAAGGCUAGCUCAUAAAUUUUGUCUUGCUGCACUCUGAAUUCAACCCAAAGAUUCUUGGUUGUGAACCGAGUGUGUUGACCACUAUACUAUGCGGUGUGUGUGUGUGUGUGUGUGUGUGUGUGUGUGUGUGUGUGUGUGUGUGUGUACAUAAUCUUGGAAAAGUAAAGCUGAAAGCA
Messenger RNA from Portunus trituberculatus (swimming crab), 3183 nucleotides. RefSeq lists its product as uncharacterized. The coding region runs from base 278 to 1711 and encodes 477 amino acids. Lineage: Eukaryota; Metazoa; Arthropoda; Malacostraca; Decapoda; Portunidae. The transcript has 7 exons. The record is from RefSeq and is a predicted model, not a curated record.